This is a messenger RNA of Exserohilum turcica Et28A, 1446 nucleotides long. RefSeq lists its product as uncharacterized. The record is from RefSeq and is a predicted model, not a curated record. Lineage: Eukaryota; Fungi; Ascomycota; Dothideomycetes; Pleosporales; Pleosporaceae. The transcript is spliced from 3 exons. The coding region runs from base 1 to 1446 and encodes 481 amino acids. Gene Ontology annotation, molecular function: oxidoreductase activity; FAD binding.
AUGGAACCAAAACGUCCGAUCAGCCAUGAAGACAUAGAAAGGCUUCGAGAACUACUCAAAGAUACCGAAGCUCAACUUGUGACACCAAACGAAGAAGAUGCAUACACGGCGUCCAUUCGUCGCUGGUCGCGGGCGGCAGAGAAGCGGGCGGGAGCAUGUUUGGUUCCCAAAUCUACAGAAGAAAUAUCCAUCACGCUCAAGUAUGCCUCGGAGCAUGGUCUCGACAUCGCCGUUAAAGGAGGCGGCCAUUCCACAGCCGGUGCAUCCUCGACUGACGGCGGUCUGCUUAUCAAUCUCAAAACACACUUGCGCACUACCGAGGUUGAUGUGGAAAAGAAGACGAUAAAAGUGGGUGGAGCCGUCGGCGGCACUGUGUCGGAUACAGGGGUCGGCGGGCUUACUUUUGGCGGCGGGUUUGGCUGGCUUACCGCCAAACAUGGGCUGGUCAUCGACAAUCUCAUCGCAUGCACGGUUGUCCUUGCAGACGGCAGCAUCGUCAAAGCUUCCAACGAGGACGAUCGUGACCUUUUCUGGGCUGUUCGUGGCGCAGGCCAGAACUUCGGUAUCGGCGUUGAGUUUGUCUUCCAAGCGCACGAAACCGGCGACUUGUGGGCUGGCUUCAUGCUCUUCCCGCCUGUGCCUGACACCAUCCAGAAAGUUGUUGAGGCUUUCAAUACUAUCUUCACACCUGAUUCAGACGGGGUUACCAAAGCGGUGGACAAGGCAUCCGGUGGUUUUGGCUUUGUCCGACCACCACCUGCAGGCGGCCAGGUCAUGUUCUUCGUAGUAGUUACCUAUCGCGGGGAUGAAGAAGAAGGCAAGAAGCUAUUUCAGGACGUGAUCGCGCAGCAGCCGCAGAUCAGCACUAUGUCAAUGAUGCCCUACGCUAAAGCAAAUAAACUCAUGGAUCUCCCCAUAGGCGCCCGAGCUUCCCUCAAGGGCGCAGCUUUCGAACUUCCCGUACGGAGUGAUUUUGUCUUGUCGGUUCUCGAAGCAUACUCCAAAUUCACGGAUGAAAACCCUGAUGCAGCUGGCUCGCAGGUCAUGUGGGAACUACUCGACCCCACCAGGCUUGUCGCAGUAACCAACUUCGACACGGCGUUUGCAAACCGUGGCCUACAUUUCAAUGCAGCUGUUGCGCCGCUGUGGUGGGACGAGAAGAAUGAUCAAGAGUGUAGACAGUGGUCAAGAGACGUCACUCUUUUGUUCAAACACGAGCUCCAGCGUGGAGGUGCAGAGACGGGCGAAAGCAACGAUGGAUGGAUUGGCAAGAAAGGAAGCCAUGGUGCCACAAUGGUGUAUGGGAAUUAUGACCAGUACGAAGAAAGGUCCAGGGAUGUUUUUGGGAACAAUUAUGAGCGUCUCCAAGUGCUCAAGGCCAAGUAUGAUCCGAGCAAUAUGUUCAAUAAGCUCUUUGCUAUAGAGCCGAAGCCAGGUGCACCGUAA